This is a messenger RNA of Plectropomus leopardus (leopard coralgrouper), 2349 nucleotides long. Lineage: Eukaryota; Metazoa; Chordata; Actinopteri; Perciformes; Serranidae. The record is from RefSeq and is a predicted model, not a curated record.
AGUACAAUAGACGGACAGACUCGUUACAGCAUCCCGGAGGAACUCAAACAGGGCUCUGUGGUAGGAAAUCUAGCCAAAGACCUGGGUUUGGGACUGUCAGACAUUUUUGACCGUAAGCUUCGUGUCGCCUCUGAGGCUGGUGAGCAGUAUUUCAGUGUGGAUGCGGGGAAAGGCGAGCUGGUGGUAAAUGACAGAAUAGACAGAGAGGCUUUAUGUGGACAAAGCGCCAGCUGUGUAUUGACUUUGCAAGUGGUCGUUGAUAAACCGCUACAGUUGCACCGAGUUGAAGUGGAAAUACAGGAUAUCAAUGAUAAUUCUCCGAAAUUCCCGUCAAAAGAUAUAAAAUUACAAAUUGCAGAGUCGACAGCGGCAGGAGCACGAUUUCCUUUGGAGACUGCGCAAGACCUUGAUGUUGGAGUGAAUUCAGUAAGGUCUUAUAUUUUGAGUAAAGACGACUUUUUCAGUUUAAAGAUAAAAAAUGUGUCUGGUGGGAGGAAAGUCCCCGAACUCGUGCUGUCUACAUCUCUGGACAGAGAGAAAAAACCUAUUCACCAGCUUCAGCUAACAGCUAUAGACGGAGGAAACCCGGUGAAAUCUGGGACCUCCCAGAUAACCAUAAAUGUGCUUGAUAUUAACGACAAUUUUCCUGUCUUUGAGAAGAAUGUUUACAAAGUCUCUAUAAGCGAAAAUAGUAUACAUGGUGCAUCUAUCCUUAAACUGACAGCAAAGGAUAUUGAUGAGGGUCCUAAUGGAGAAGUAGAGUAUUCAUUUGGGACGCACACACCAGAUAUUGCUUUGACUUUGUUCGACAUCGAUUCAUUAACCGGAGAAAUACAUCUUAUAGGGAAAUUAGAUUUCGAAACAGAUGCAAAUUAUGAAAUAGACAUCAGCGCAAGAGACAAAGGAACUCCGAGAAUGGAGGGACACUGCACUGUCCAUAUUGAAGUGUUAGAUGUUAAUGAUAAUGCUCCAAAUAUAUUACUGACCUCCCAACCAAACUCUGUGCCUGAGGACGCACCAAGUGGUACUGUUGUAGCUUUAAUUAGUGCCAGAGACCUUGACUCAGGUGAAAACGGUAAAGUGACAUUACAGCUCCCAAAGGGUUCUCCAUUUAAUCUGAAACCCUCUUUUUCUGAUAAUUACGCGCUGGUUACCAGUGCUGCUUUAGACCGUGAGAAUUUCUCUGAAUAUAACAUUGAGAUAACAGCCACUGAUUUAGGCUCCCCUCCUCUGUCCACAAAGAAGACAAUACAUGUAAAUAUCACAGAUGUGAAUGACAAUUCCCCUGUAUUCACUCAGCCCAGCUAUGUGAUAUAUUUAAAAGAGAAUGGGGUCCCAGGCUCUAUACUGUACUCAAUAUCAGCGUCUGACCUGGAUUUUGGUGAAAACGCCAAAAUCUCUUACUCUAUACUGGACUCUAAAGUGCAGGACGUUUCUGUCUCCUCUUAUGUUUACAUUAACUCAGAUAACGGCAGCAUCUACAGCAUGCACUCGUUUGACUAUGAGAAACUGAAGGUGUUUCAGAUUCAGGUUCAGGCAAAGGAUCAGGGCUCCCCGUCUCUCAGCAGCAACGCCACUGUCCAUGUUUUUAUCCUGGACCAGAACGACAACGCCCCCGCUGUUAUUUACCCCUCCUCCGCCAUGGGCUCCCUCUCUCAUCAGAGGAUGCCCCGCUCCGCUAAAGCGGGUCACCUGGUUACCAAGGUGACGGCCGUGGACGCUGACUCGGGCCAUAACGCCUGGACCUCCUACAAAGUGGCGGAGGCCACAGACGCCUCUCUGUUCACUGUCAAUCUGUACACAGGGGAGGUGAGGACUAAACGCGCUGUGUCCGAGCAGGACGACUCUUCUCAGAGGCUGCUCAUAGAGAUCAGGGACGACGGGGAACCGGUCCAGUCCCCCACCGUCACGGUGUCCAUCCUGCUGGAGGACGGCCUUCACGAGCCCAUCUUAGAUCUCCGACAUAAAGCGGCCGAGCCGAGCAAGAAAACUGGCAGAAUCACCCUUUAUUUGAUUCUCUCUCUGGCCUCGGUGUCCGUGCUGUCUCUGGUGACUUUUCUCAUCUUAGCGGUUAAAUGCAUGAGGAGCAGCAGAAGCAGCGGGAGUUGCUGCAUGAGACGGAGCGACUGUGAUGAUUACAAGAACCCCAACAGAAACCUGCAGAUUCAGCUCAACACUGAUGGACCUAUAAAGUACGUGGAGGUCCUGGGAGGAGACAUGUUGUCUCAGAGUCAGUCCUUCAGAUCAUGUAUGUCUCCAAUGUCAGAGUACAGUGAUUUCACUUUGAUAAAGCCCAGCAGCACCACAGACUUUAAGGAGGUGAUCAGUGUUCUGGAUGCGUCUUUACCC